This is a messenger RNA of Lathyrus oleraceus (garden pea), 576 nucleotides long. Its product is annotated as protein GAST1. The record is from RefSeq and is a predicted model, not a curated record. Lineage: Eukaryota; Viridiplantae; Streptophyta; Magnoliopsida; Fabales; Fabaceae. The transcript has 4 exons. The coding region runs from base 97 to 459 and encodes 120 amino acids.
AGCUACAAAAUUACAAUACCCUACAUUUCAUCUAUAAAAAGACAUUAAUCUUAUAACUUGAAGACCACACUUGUGAUAUCUUCUCUCUUUUGAGCAAUGGCAAGAAAAAUGUGCAUUGUUAUACUCUUCCUAGUUCAAAUGCUACUUCUUCCUCUACAAAACCAUGCAGAGAUUGUUGUAUCCACUGUUGAGGUUCCAGCUCCACAACCUAGCAAAAACAGUAACACUACUCAAUUUCCCAAUCAAGGCAUAACUGAAGGAAGUCUUCAACCACAAGAAUGUGGUCCACGUUGCACUGAUAGAUGCUCAAACACACAAUACAAGAAACCAUGUUUGUUCUUCUGUCAAAAAUGUUGUGCUAAAUGUUUGUGUGUGCCUCCUGGAACUUAUGGAAAUAAGCAGGUUUGUCCUUGCUACAACAAUUGGAAGACCAAAAGAGGAGGACCCAAGUGCCCUUAAAAGUUGUAAUAUUAUCAAUCAAGUCUCUUAAAAAUAUGUGUUACUAGUUACUACCACUCAAUGUAUGUACAAGCACUAUAAUAUGUAUCCAUGAUAUAUAAAAAAACCUUAAUUUAA